GAUGGACAGGGCCCAGCCCACCCUCUAGCCUUCUAAGACGAUGUGGAUGCUGUGUCAAGUUCCUCCCCGCAACAUGACACUUCUGCAGCGAUGGGCCAGUGAGUGAUCUGCAGCUCCAAGAAGCUGUACCCAAGGGUGCUUUUUAUAGGAGUUCUGAUGUCAUAGCAGAGGUGGCCUUGGCUCUGAAAGAGCUCCGCAGGAAGCAUUUGAAUGUCCUCCACUGCAUCAGCCUCGCUGACAAAGCCUGGGAAGAUGUCACCUACCAGACCUUAAACACAGUCUACAGGAACAGCAGGCAGAAUGUGUCCCUGAAUGUGACUUUGGAGGAUCUGCUGCACAGGGAGUGAAGGAGGUCGUGUCUGUGGGCAAGAGGGCAGGUUGAAGGUGCAGACCCAGAGGAGCUUGCCAGGGACCAUAAGCAGGAGCUGAUGACAGAAGACCUUGCUGGCCUCCAGAGUGAGCACAGAGGCUUGUUGCGGAGCAUCCACUGAGGUAGAGGAAGGCCGGGAGGAGGAGGAGGUUGGCAGCCAUGGGAUCAAAUCCAUUCUGGAAAAUGGAACGAGUGCUGGGUUUCUUUAAGAAGCCCACCCCAACAUAACCAUGUGCAACAGUGUCGAAUCUGAUGAACCAUAACGUAGUCUCUCAUUUCUGAAGGGUUAUGCAGGGCAGGAAAACAGAGACAUUAGACAGGUUUUUUCAUUAAAACUGAUCCUGCAGUGACAAUGAAGACAGGAAGCACCUGAAGGAGAGCACUCUGAUGUCCUUAUGGAGGGAGACUCUCCCUCCAAUAAAUGACCUCCUCUCCACUCUUCCUGUCCUCCGUGCCAGAAAUUGCCUCAAGGCAUUUGGGCAGUCCUUCUCCAUCCACCGUAAGGUUGCCGAGGAUGGAGAGACUCGGGAAGAAACGCUUCUGCAGGAAUCGGCCUCAAAGGAAGCUUACUACCUGGGCAAGAUCUUGGAAAUGCAGAACGAACUGAAGCAGAGCCGGGCUGUGGUCACUAAUGUCCAGGCGGAAAAUGAGAGACUAACAGCCGUCGUUCAGGACUUGAAGGAGAACAAUGAGAUGGUGGAGCUGCAGAGAAUACGGAUGAAGGAUGAGAUCAGAGAGUACAAAUUCCGGGAGGCCCGGCUCCUGCAGGACUACACUGAACUGGAAGAGGAAAACAUCACACUGCAGAAACUCGUGUCCACCUUGAAACAGAACCAGGUGGAGUACGAGGGCCUGAAGCAUGAGAUCAAGCGCUGCGAGGAGGAGGCGGUGCUGCUCAACAGCCAGCUGGAGGACGCGCUGCGGCUCAAGGAGAUCGCGGCCCACCAGCUGGAGGAAGCACUGGAGACGCUCAAAAACGAACGCGAGCAGAAGAACAGCCUGCGCAAGGAGCUGGCCCAGUAUGUCACCCUCGGCGACAGCCACCUCGGCCUCUCCGUGGACGGACUCAAGUUCACCGAGGAUGGUGGGGAGCCCAACAACGACGACAAGAUGAACGGGCACGUGCACGGGCCCCUGGGGAAGCUGAACGGUGACUACCGGGCGCCCACGCUGCGGAAGGCCGAGGCCCUGCACCCCGUCUCAGACCUGUUCAGUGAACUGAACAUCUCGGAGAUCCAGAAGCUGAAGCAGCAGCUGAUGCAGGUGGAGCGGGAGAAGGCCAUCCUUCUGGCCAGUCUCCAGGAGUCCCAGACACAGCUGGAACACACGAAGGGAGCGCUGACAGAGCAGCACGAGAGGGUGCACCGGCUCACGGAGCAUGUCAAUGCCAUGAGGGGCCUGCAGAGCAGCAAGGAGCUCCGGGCUGAGCUGGACGGCGAGAAGGGCCGGGACUCUGGGGAGGAGGCUCAUGACUAUGAGGUAGACAUCAAUGGCCUAGAGAUCCUUGAGUGCAAAUACAGGGUGGCCGUCACGGAGGUGAUUGACUUGAAAGCAGAAAUUAAGACCUUGAAGGAGAAAUACAAUAAAUCCGUAGAAAACUAUACCGAAGAGAAGGCCAAGUAUGAGAGUAAGAUCCAGAUGUAUGACGAGCAGGUGACAAGCCUAGAGAAGACCACCAAGGAAAGUGGCGAGAAGAUGGCUCACAUGGAGAAGGAGCUGCAGAAGAUGACUGCCAUCGCCAACGAGAAUCACAACACCCUUAACACAGCGCAGGAUGAGCUGGUGACCUUCAGCGAGGAGCUCGCUCAGCUGUACCACCACGUGUGUCUGUGCAAUAACGAAACGCCCAACAGGGUCAUGCUGGACUAUUACAAGCAGAGCAGAGUCACCCGCAGUGGCAGCCUAAAGGGGCCUGAUGACCCCAGGGGACUUCUGUCUCCACGAUUAGCCAGGCGGGGUGUGUCAUCUCCAGUAGAAACAAGGACCUCAUCUGAACCAGUUUCAAAAGAAAACACAGAGGCCAGCAAAGAACCAAGUCCAACGAAGACGCCUACGAUCUCUCCUGUUAUUACUGCCCCGCCAUCUUCUCCAGUGUUGGAUACAAGUGAUAUCCGCAAAGAGCCAAUGAAUAUCUACAACCUUAAUGCCAUAAUCCGGGACCAAAUCAAACAUCUGCAGAAAGCAGUGGACCGGUCCGUGCAACUAUCUCGGCAAAGAGCAGCAGCCCGGGAGUUGGCCCCCAUGAUCGACAAAGACAAGGAGGCCUUAAUGGAGGAGAUUCUGAAGCUCAAGUCACUGCUGAGCACCAAGCGGGAGCAGAUCGCCACACUGAGGGCGGUGCUAAAAGCCAACAAGCAGACGGCAGAGGUGGCCCUCGCUAACCUGAAGAACAAGUACGAGAAUGAGAAGGCAAUGGUGACUGAGACGAUGACGAAGCUUCGCAAUGAGCUGAAGGCUCUGAAGGAAGACGCUGCCACCUUCUCCUCCCUGAGGGCAAUGUUUGCAACCAGAUGUGAUGAAUAUGUCACACAGCUGGAUGAAAUGCAGAGACAGUUAGCAGCCGCAGAGGAUGAAAAGAAGACCUUAAACACUUUAUUACGAAUGGCUAUCCAGCAAAAACUCGCCCUAACCCAGCGGCUGGAGGACUUAGAGUUUGACCACGAGCAGUCCCGACGCAGCAAAGGCAAACUUGGAAAGAGCAAGAUCGGCAGCCCUAAAGUAAGUGGGGAGGCGUCAGCCACCGCGCCCACCAUAGACACUUACCUCCUGCAUAGUCAGGGCCCACAGACACCCACCAUGAGGGGCAGCAGUGGCACUCAGAGGAAAAGACAAUUUUCACCUUCCCUUUGUGAUCAGAGCCGUCCCAGGACUUCAGGGGCCUCCUACCUCCAGAGUUUAUUAAGCGUUCCCCCCGAUCCCACCUCCACAGAAUCAUUUCUUCUGAAGGGCCCCCCUUCCAUGAGGGAACUCAUCCAAGGGCACCGGCUCAGCAAGGAAAAAAGGUUAACCGUGGCUCCACCAGAUUGUCAGCAGCCUGCUGCCUCCGUACCGCCACAGUGCUCACAACUAGCCAGGAGGCAAGACUGCCCGCCCGUCAGUGCUGAUGCCACCCUCCCGGAGGAGCAGCCACCCGCCAGCCCUCCGUGCGCCCCACUCCACUGUCUGGCCAAGCCGCCCUGCCCCUAGUCUCUCCGCUGCCACCGACCUCCCCUCCAUGAGGCUCCAGCCACAUGGGCCUGCGGUGUUUUCUUCUCUCUUCUCGGUCGCUGGGUGCACAGGUGGACUGGAGUCCGUUGUUUCGGAAGAGGAGAAAACGCUGGGAAGAGUAACACAGAGCACAGACCCCGUGUGAUCAGACGUCUCAUGGUGUUCCUGGGGCCCAGAGACACUGCAAUUCGAUGGCUACAGCUCAGUCAGAAAAAGAAGGGAAGCAAGAUGAGGCGUGUGUGUCAGACGGCUGGCUUGGCCUCAGUGGCCUAAGAGACACCUCAGACCUGCAAAAUGCAAACACUGUAAGAUGAGCUGUCCUCAUGCCACACUCGGCGACAUAAUGUUUUUGUCAUUGAUAUUUAGUUUUGUACUUUAUUUGCUAUAUGAUUUAUGCUAUAAGAAUAAUUUCUGUGAGAGACGAAUUUAAUUUACUUAUUUUUAAAUAAGCCUCAUCUGCUCAGUUCAAUGAGUUUUAAUUUAGUUUUUAGUCUGGAACUGGCCAGACUGGUCAUGUUUCUUGCACAAAGCGAUAAAUGAGGUGCAUCAGAAUGUUAAAAUAACUGUAUUUUGCUGCUACACGGAUAUUGUUUAUGCACUUAUUUCUAAUCAGUAGCUCAUUAACUGCUGGUUUCUGUUUUAACCAGAAUUCUUCAUCAAUGAAUAAGUCUAAGAAAGAGGUUAAGUUGUGAUUCCUGACUUACUCAGUUUUUUAACCGCAUUGCAUAGGUGUACUGUGCUGCUCCUCUGUGCGUGUGGCCACGCGUGAAGACAUUAAAGAAGGCUAAAUCAUGUAAAGGGAGGAAAUGCUGUGUUUAUUUAAUGACCAGAGUUGUUUUUUUCUUCCAAAUUCAGGUUCCUACUAUGAGUCUUUCCUGCUAAACAGUAUCAAGAACAAAACACACCUAAAUAGACGUAAGGUAGCCUUGGCAAGUUAAUUUGCACCAAUGGUGUUCAGAUUUUGAUUAGAAUUGUAUGUUUUGUUGUUAGGUUUUUUCAUAAUGAAUCGUCCUUGCCAAAAAAAAAAAAUAUAUAUAUAUAGAUAACAAACCUUAGCUCAUUGUCUACUUUUGACAAACACUCAGGUGCCUACAAAUCAUUAUAUUAUAUUAUACUGAUGAUAAGACAUUGCUGGUUAAUUUACAGGUUCUGCUAGGUAAUUUUUAUGACUUGAUUUAAGGCAGUGGAUUUUCAUAGCAAAAUUUUUUUGCACAUUAUCUGACAAACAAGGAAAACAGGUUCAGCAGCUGAGAAGUGUCUCAGGCUCCCUCCCACUCAAGGGCUCCCAGCCCUGAUUCCUUGUCUUUGUCAGUAGCCUUAACUUAUUUAAAACCAGAAAGGUUUCACCUCUUCAUAUAUCUGUAAUUUCUCUUCCAAAUGAGCUCGGUCCUCACUGUUAGCACCAAGAACAGUUAGCAAUGUAGGACACUACCCAUGACGAUCCUGGAGCCACUUGGCUAAGCAGUGGAGGGCAGUGCACAUGGGAUGCCCCUCGAAAGUCAAGUCAUCAAGCGCACAUAGGAGCUUCAGACAAUUGUCCCCCCAUCAGGGAGUAGUCACUAUUACCAAAGCAGCCAAGAGUUUCUGUGUUCCUUACAUGAGUGCUGUCUUCACCAGUGUCAUUUCUCGAGCAACUUGGCCUAAACAGUUGAAACCUCUACCAAGAUAGGCAUUCAGGUCAGAACGCAGAAAUGGACAGACCUUCACCAAGUCCUGAUCAUAGCUUGUAAGGCGCACGUUCCUACCUGUAUCUCCUUGUUGGCGACAUACUGGGUUUUAUUAAGUGAGUUCAGUUUAAGACUGACCCACCCUGCUCUUUCUUUUCCUUUUGGAGUCAAGUGUUUGGACCUGAGAAGGCGCAUAAUUGCUAAACUGACUUCGUGCCUGAGGGAAAACAUACAUUUCUACCAUGACCACAGAGCAACCUUCCAUCGCCUGUCACGUGCUGGUGGAAUGGGAACUGGGCUGCAGAUGCUGUGUGGCUGGAGCUGGGUUUUCCUGUCCACAGGGCUCAGUGUGUUGCCCCAGCCCUGCCCCAUCCUCCCUCUGGUUUAUCACCCAGUGCAAAGCCGAGGAGUGUGCAAAGCAUUUAUUUCUUCCAGUAUGAAAUCUGUCAUUAAAUCUGUUAGAAAGUGGUCUCUAACAAGCAUGGGAAAUGCUUGUUCUGAAGUAUUAUUGUAUAAAACAAUUUUAGCAGAAUUUUGACAAAAAAAUAUAGAAACUUCAAACUAAAUUUUUCUUUUCAGCACACAAUUAGGUGGUGCAGCCUAAAUCGUAAGAGAGAAUACUACUUCCACUGUGGCGUCAUUUAGCAUAGUGGUUUAAACCCAGCCAUAUUUAUAUUUAUUUAUAGGCAUUUUAAGUGAGUAGAUAUGUGUAGCAGCAGUAAAAAUCAGUACCUGUAAAGAUAACAUCAGGAUCCAAAAGGAAGUUAAGAAGUGAAGAACUAGUGAGAAACAAAAAGAAUGAACUCCGAUCAAUCAAAGAUGCGUGCAGAGAAGGGAAAUGAUGGGCUGAAGUCCAGUCUAAGCCAUGGGAUCCUGUUCACAAAUGUGGCCAGCAACAUGCCGGGGAGCUGGCCGGUGUGGUUAGCAAAGUAAGCACAGUGGUGGCACAGAGAGGAAUAGUUAAGGUGUAGAAAUGCUUUCCUACUGAAGAUUUUUUUUUUUAAGGUACAAAAUAGUAACAAAGUAAAAAAUAAAUGGUUUGACCUGAGUUCUUGGGAUUGGCAAAACCUUGGAUGACUCUUUCCCAUCAAUUGAUGUUUCAUUAGAUGCUUUCACAUAUCCAAUUGUAAUUUUUUAAAAGAAAUUUGGAAAGCUCUGAAAAAACAAAGUUAUUAACUAAUAAAGAUUGAGAAACUAUAUCUACUUAGCCUAAGGAAGAAGAGAUAUAAUUGUAGCCUUCCAGAAAAGAGAAUUGAUAGAAACAGCCAUAGACACCACUAAGACUAGAACUAGGAAAUCUUCAAAGUGAAGGAUUUAUAUUAACUCUAGAAUAGAGAUUUUUAGCAAUGGAAAAUCAGUCAUCAGAAUGAUAUAAGAAAGAUUUGUGUUUUAAAAAUUGAAUAUUAUUGGUGGUUUGGUAAGUAUUAAGUGGCAAGAAAUCUUAAAAUAAUGCGUUAUUCUGCAAACCUAUAAUCCUAUAUUCCUUAUUCUUAAAGUAGUUCUGUUUGGUCAUAAAUAUUUUAUCCUUUGAAAUAGCAUAGCAAUCUUAACUUCAACAAGAUAUUUGUUCUUUUUUUAAAAAAAAGAAAAGAAAAAAGGACUGUUGGUAAUUUUUUUCCUUCUAGCUAUAUAUCAUUUUGUCCUUAAAGUUGUCCACAAAAUAGUAAUUUUAGUAUUAAAAGCCUCAGUUUUGGGAGUCUAGAAAGGAAAUGUCCUUAGGAAUACCUGAGAAGCAGAAAGGUAUGCAGUCCCUCUAGCAGAGGGAGGGCGUGAGCCAAAUGCCUUCCGACUUUCAUCUCUACUGAAAAGCAUCUUUCAUGUUUGCUUUUUUCUGCGCUAUGGAAAAUAUUCUGAUAUAGCAAAGACCUGCUGCUUCAAACAAGCAUAAAGCAUUGGUCUAAUAAACUAGCUAAGAGUGUGGAAAUAUCCUGAUAUAAAUCCUCUCCAGUUCUCCAAUAAAGAUUAUGAAACAUGAAAAUGAAGAAAUGAAAUCUAUUUUCUACUGAAAUAGAAAUAUAAAAUUUUAUUGUCAUAAUCAUCCAAGAAAUAGUGUGUCCAGAAGGAUACAUCAAGGAACCCAAUGGGUUUCCCAUUGGAACACUUGGCUGGCUCAGCCCACAAUGCCUCAGAUGGAUACAUCUAUAUUGCAGAUACAUCUAGGUUUAAAAGAAACUCUUAGGGUGAGGUUCACAGCUUUAAAAGGUUUACUAUCUUUUUGUUUGUUUGUUUGCUUAGAAACCAGAGUACUUUAAGAUAAUCCUUAUUAUUAAGACUGCAGAAAGUUUGUAGUGAUGUUUUCUAAUGAAGGGAACAUACUUUUUCAGAAAGCUGUUGAACUGGAGUCACUGUUCAGGAAUGAUACUGACACAUGAUUUUUGACCUUAAAUUCAAUUUCUGUAGACAUAAAAGACCAACAUAGCUCCUGAGUGACCCUUCCCAUUGUUGGCAAUGGUGUUGGAAAUUAAAUUCAUCUUUAUUUAAAUGCCAACUUGACUGCCAUGGUCCCUGCUGUGUGGCAUUAGUAGCAUGAUCCUGUUGUGUUAACAACUGAUUUUCCCUAGACAUCGCUUUCAUCCUAUUAUAUAAGGUAUCACUGAAAGAGGUAUUUAGUAUUAAGAUAUAUUCCCCAAUGGAGCAUUUUUCAGAGAUGAUAUUCUGUUUAAAAAAGAGAAGGAGAAGCAAUUAACUACCUUUUGUGUAAGGCAAGAGUACAAUGUAAGAAGUGUAGGAUGUAAGAUGUUUGCAUGAGAUAGCUCAUGUCAGGUAAGCUUUUCUAUGUCCAUACGACAAAACCUGAGAAAUCUUUUUUCUCUUGUGACCUCUCCAUUAGGAGUGUAAGGACAUUGCCGUAUACCUGGUCCCUUUCAUUAUUCAAUGCAUGGCUCUUAGUCUCAAUGUAUUUUUAUCCCUUUCCUCCGGAAAAGCUAUUUAAAAUUUGCCCUAUUUAAACUGAAAUCUGGAUAAACUGCUGAGCCAGAUUAUUUCUGAGAUCAGAGUUUAAUUGCUGUACAACACUCAUUGGGAAUUUAUUUUAUUUCAGCAUUUCUUUUAAAAUUACUCUCUGGUCAUUCUGAUUCUCUAAUGAAAACAUACUUCUUAGUGCAAAUGUAUGUUUUUCCUUUCAAAAAGUUAUUUUAAAAAUAAAGACCAGGGAACUAUAAAGCAAAGGGAAAUGUCAUGAGUUUGUAUAAAAAGUCUUAUUUGGUGAUAAUGGAAAUAUCGAACGAAGCAUCAUUGGGUUCAUAGAUACAAUUGUUUGGCAAAUUGUAGAGGAAAUACAUCAUUUUGACAUUAUUGCCACAAGAAUUUUUAAGCUCAAUGGUUUGACUGUUAAGAGUCAGUUAAACUAUUCUUUGAAAACCUUUUAUGACAUUUUUGUAAUCUACUCAGUGUUUUUAUUUGCAUGAUUAUGCGUAUAUGGUGAACAAACAUGAUCCUGAUAGUACUGUAUUUCUUGGCAGUACUAACAUUCGUGUCGCGUGAGGCCAGCCUUGAUUUGUACACUGUGUGAUUAUUGUAAUGAUUCAGCUAUUCCUACAUUUAAUUGCAGUUUUAUUGUCAUGCCUUCUGGGGCUAAAUGAUGUGAAAUGUUUCCACUUAAUUAUAAUAUCAUAUAAAUACAUAACUAAAAGACUGAUCUAAGAAACAUUUUUGUUAAUUAUUUUUUAAAAAUCCAAAUUUCAAAGAAAAAUUCUCAAAGACACAUGCAUUUAUUUUAAAUUCAAAAAAGUUCUUAUGUAUUUAUUAUUGCUGGUCGUUUUUACUUUUUUAUUGUGGACAAUCCUCAGUGAAUGUCUUUUGGGAGAACCGUGUAAGACGUGCUUGUAUUUGUGUGAUCUGAUCAUGCCCUCAGUGGUUGGGAAAGCGAAGAAAGUAACCAGAAGUCAAUCUACCAAUUCUUAUAUCUUGGUUUAUGUUACCAACUGAAUAUCAUGUAAUGCAUAAAUUUUUUCCAGUAAAUAAACCAGUUAUCUUUUGUUCAUUUCA
Cavia porcellus (domestic guinea pig) is the source of this 9231-nucleotide messenger RNA. It is a transcript of the gene Bicd1, whose product is annotated as BICD cargo adaptor 1. Gene Ontology annotation, molecular function: cytoskeletal adaptor activity; dynein intermediate chain binding; dynein complex binding. Gene Ontology annotation, biological process: positive regulation of receptor-mediated endocytosis. The transcript is spliced from 10 exons. Lineage: Eukaryota; Metazoa; Chordata; Mammalia; Rodentia; Caviidae. The coding region runs from base 758 to 3556 and encodes 932 amino acids. The record is from RefSeq and is a predicted model, not a curated record.